AAUUUAAAUCGCCGAAUAUGUCUCGUGGUGGCACACGAGUCUACUUUGGAAAGAUUCCCAGAGAUACAAGAGAAAGAGAUUUAGAGCGGUUUGUGCGAGGAUUUGGCAGAGUGCGUGAAGUUAGCAUCAAAGCUGGAUACGGUUUCGUGGUAAGUGUGGAAAUACAAGCUAUCGAGCAUUUAUAAUUUUACUGCCGUAGCUUUGAACUGUAUUUUCGUUUCCCUUUGGCUAGGAAUUUGAUGAUCCAAGAGACGCAGAUGAUUGUGUAUAUGAUUUAAAUGGAAGAGAACUUUUAGGAGAAAGGUAAUUUUAUCACGAGUUCUGUCAUUAAUGACUAAAAAGAAGUUCAUUGAAAUUGGUUCCGUGAAUACCUGCACUUGAAAGUAAGAUAAGCCGAUGUUUAACAUCGUGGUUAAACAAACUAAUGCUUCUUGGAUCAAUAUGAAAGCAGUAGUAAGCCUACAUAAAAUAUCAUAUAUUGUACUCUUUACGUCCAAAUACAAAGGAGGGGUAUUUCGCAGAACGCCGAAUGCGGAACGCUGAAUGACUCCGAGUUUAGUGAUAAGGGUUAGGUUACACCUGAGGUCUAGAGUGUUUAGUACCUAACUAUACUUCAAUUUAACCUGUUGGAACAGAGUUGAGAAUUAGUGUUUGAACAAAAUAAUUAUAAGCCACAGGGUAGUAAGUGGAAUAAUAAUUAGAAGGCCGUUUUCACCAGAUCAUAAUACACUGCAUUUAACUCAGAGUAAUUUUUUUUUACUCAACUCUCUUGACUGAAAUGCUCUACCCUUAACUUUGACUCAGACUCUGUCACUAGGAAAAAAACUAGUCGUAAAAAAGGGGCUCUAUAAUAAAGAUAAUGCUGUUUAUUCAGGGGCACCCAACGAGAAUAUAGUUCAAAACCACUUAAACAUAGAAUUGAUGAACGUAUUUUAGUAUUUAAACGGUAGAUAUAGGCAUAUUUUUAUCCCCUAAAAAUUUUUCAUCUUUUCGGAUUUCUUAGCUGAAAGUCUAGUGAUCCGAAAAUUACAGGGAUCAAAACUUAACUUUUCGAAAAUUUCAGCCAGAAAAAAGGCUCCCGAAAAUUCUAGCUGACCUUUUUAGGUUAAAAAUCCAUUAAAAAUAGGCAAUCAUACCAUUUUUUAGAUGUUCGAAAAUCCUAGGAGAGGCAGGCAAGCAAGAAAUUUUACAACAAAUGUUCCGAAAAUUCUAGAUCUCAAAUCGUCUUCUGAACAGAUAUUUUUCCGAAAAUUGUCGUUGGGUGCCCCUGUUUAUUCGGCGCUGAAAGUCAUUACUUAGUGCCUUAAACUAUAAACAAAGUGCUCUGUUAGAGAUAUAAAGAAGAUAUCAAACAAGUCUCAUCAGAGAGCACAAAUUACAAUAUUUGUUUGGUGGUUUUUGUAGACAUACAGGGUUCUCAAUAGAAGGCGGCACCCGGCGAUUGAUCGCCGCUUACUUUGGGAUUUAUAGCCGCUUACUUUGUGUUUAAGUCGCUUUUCUUUGCUUUGUUUUGACACCUCUGGCUUUGCUGAAGAGCCUCCUACUUUAUCAGUGAUCACCUCCUACUUAAAAAUCUAUUGAGAACCCUGGACAUAGCAUUAAAAGUUGAAAAAGUUGGCCCAAGUAUUUUUUUAGAAGUUUCAGUCCAAGUCUAUCCUUGCCAUCCCUUGUAUAAACAGAUGACAGGAGGAGUAUCAAUGCCUAAAUAACAAACCUGGACCAUUGCUUUUGGAAUUCAAUAAAGGCAAAAAAAAAUGUUUUAGCUUUUUAAAAAGAUAGCAAGUAGUGUGACAUAGCCCUUUUAAAUAUUGUUUUCAUUGAAUAAUAAGAUAAGAAGAAAAUAAAUGCACAAACUCAAGCCCUUUCUACCUGGCACUAAGGAGUUGUACUGCCUACAAGUGCAAAUCAUUUUGACUGGGCUGAUCACUAAGGAAGUAGCUUUGUCUUAUUUACAAAAACAGAGUUGUGGUUGAACAUGCAAGAAAUCCAUCCAGAACUUCAGACUAUGGUUACAGAAGUAGUGCACCAAGGUAAAUAAAUCUGGCAAUAAAAGAGUGCUUUAUACAGACAUAGAGGGCACAAAAUUAACUUGGCUGCUUGAAAGCAGAGGCUAAUCUCAACAAUAUAUUCACCAAGCCACAAAAAAGUUAGCAUGUGAUUUUACUCUGUUAUGUUAAAUGUAAUGCCCACCAGCAUGACAAGUUUUCAGUGCCAAUAAUCCCAAUCUGUUGUAUACAGUCUGUCUCAAAGUACUAUGUUAGAAGGGAGACGCUUCCAGGGACUAUUGAGUUACAGUAUAUUUACUGCAAAAUGGCUUCAGCAGUAGAUUUAUUUCAUUGAGUAUGUGAGACGCUUCCAGGGACUAUUGAGUUACAGUAUAUUUACUGCAAAAUGGCUUCAGCAGUAGAUUUAUUUCAUUGAGUAUGUGGAAGCAUGUGCUAAUGUUUUGUAACAUGAAAGAUGUUUGGAUGUCCAAACCAGCUUCAAGUGAAGUUCCAAAACAAUCACAAAAGUCAUCAGAAUGAAGGAAAUGAUGGCUAAACAGGGCCUUUUUUACUAUCAAUAUUGUAGUUGAUCUUACUUAUGAUUAUCAAUUUUGUUCUAAGCAGUAGCAGACCUCCCAGAAGAGGGCGCUCACCACCAGUUAGGACAGAACACAGGCUUGCGGUGGAAAAUCUUUCUUCACGUAUCAACUGGCAGGUGUGUAAUUGCAUAAGCUUAUUUUUUGUUUGUUUCUGUGUCGUAAAUGUAGUUUAUUACAUUGUCUAUAUUUAUGCGUUUUGUCUAAGGACAGGAUGGAAGAUGACUGUUUAUUAGUAAAUGAUUCAGUGUUCUCAGUCAACGCUGAUCAGAAAUCUGAUCUCCUUCAUUAGAAUUCCCUUUUUUGUUCUACACUCAUAACGUUUCAGUUGAUAUUGUAUUUUUCAAUGCAUCUUGAUAGGCUAGUUUCAUUUAAUUACGUUGAUUUUUGUUGUAGGAUACAACCAAAUGUUCAAAGUUGUAGGUAAUAAAAUAUAUUGAAAUUCGAUUGGUAACUAUCAUGGUUUCAAAAAAAUUGACUUUUGAUCACCACCUCUUGAUUGAUCUGUAGAUAUCCAAAGCUAGCUAUGCCAUGUCCUAGCCAGUCUGCCUGCCCUACUCCUAGUCGGUCAUUCAGUCAGUUUCAUACAGACAGACAGACGGACUCCAUUUGAGCCUCUGCUACCCAACCAACCGUAGCAGCAAGUGCCGAGAUGUUUGAGCACUGUGGCGAUGCCAUGUUAAUUUUCCAUUCCGAGUACCGUACCGUACCCUUGCCUCAACAAACAGACAGUGUUUCAGGGCUUAAGUUAGUGCUAUUUUCCUCCAUCCAACCAGUGAGGGCUCUGUCUUCAGUGCCAUGAGCUAAAACUUACAGUUGGCCACCGGUGCUCAUCAGCCACAUUCAGUUUCCAAUUUGUAACAUUUGAUUCUCUAAAAUUGAGGCAAAAGACUACUGGACGGUAAGUAACAUGGUUGCUGGAAGCCCAAGGGAACAUACACGUGUGUAAUUUUAGGCUAACAGUGGUUGGUAUUCGACUAUAUUGUCAAAACUUCUCAGUGCGAAAGAGUGUUCCAAUUGCUUGUUUUUACAAAAGUUCAAAGCUUUCAAGAAUUUGCUUACAUUUGUACAUGUCAUGUUGAUAAUCAAACAGCCUUGUAUCUUGUUGUAUUCCUCACAGAUCCAGCGUUCUAUUUUGUUGGAACCUUGUCUCUAGGAUACAUUUUUCUCAAUGUCUUUAGUUAUGUUUCUCUGUUAUUGUAUUGUGAAUCAUAAAAGUGAACUUGAAGUAUUGUUUCAGGAUUUGAAGGAGUACAUUUCUAAAGCAGGAGAAGUUACAUUUGCUGAUGCCCAUAAGAGAAGACAGGGAGAAGGGUGAGUAUUAAUCAGAGGUGUGUUUUAGCCCUGUCAGUCCAAAUUUCUAUUCGUAAAACCAGAAGAUCUAAUUAUGCUAUUGAAAAGUUUUACCAAAGAGGUUUGAUUUGAAUGGUACAGCUGUAACACCAUAGGAUUUCAUUGACAGAUGCAAAAGAUAGAACAACAUGCUAAAUGAAUAAUACCAUGUGAAAGCACUUGCUGGGUGGAAGUGUAGUGAUGAAAAGUUUAAGUAUGACAUCAUGUGUUUUUUUUAUGUACAGUUUGUUGCUGCAGUUUUCAGCUGUUCAUUUUUUUCUUUCUCUGCAGAGUUGUAGAGUUUGCCACCAAAGAGGACAUGAAGAAUGCUUUAAAGAAACUUGAUGAUUCAGAAUUAAAUGGCAGGCGCAUCCGUCUCAAAGUUGUAAGGCCUAUUUCCCAUUUCCUUUUCUCUUACCUGCUUUACAGUUAACAAAGGUUCUUUAUGCUUCAAAAGGUUUUUAAAAGCUGUUAGGUCAGGUCAUUAAAUCCCAUUCAGCAACGUCAUCCUUGCUUAAAAACAAAGGAAUAUAGGAGCAAGAGACUACAUUCAGUCUUUUUUGUUAAUUUCUCACUUGUUCACUAGGACCAUGGAAAUGAGUGUUAAAUUUUUUUACCUUUUAUCUUCCAAAUAGGAAAAGGUGAAAUCAUACUCGCGUCGAUCACGUAGCCGCAGUAGAUCUCGAUCUCCAAAGCGCAAAAAGAGGUAAGAAUGUUUAAGUGACAGAAACGUGAUUGUUUUAGUCAGAAAAGAAAAUGGCAGAAAUAUUAUGUUCUCUAAGCAUAUUAUCACAUAAAUCGUCUUUCAGUCGAAACAAACCUCAUCAGAUGGGGUUGCAUUUGUCUGUGCUUAGUAACCAGGCACAUGUUUUUGACGCAUGUUUAAACAAUCAUGGUGGAUUGUUUAAGCAUUUCUUGACAUAUUUCAGUUUGUUUUACACCCCCCCUUGUUGUAAAAGGCUUACCAGUGUGAGAUUUUAGUCGUGAGAUCUGUUUUUGCCAUUUACCUGGCAACUUGAAAUCUUAGUGACAGUCCUAUUUUAUACCUGUCCUUUACAUAUUUCCUCUGGCAAAUUGAAAUCUUAGUGACAGACUCCAUAUAUUUCCCCUGGUAAAACGCAUGAAAAAAUGUUGUCAUGUGCCACACAUGAAUAAGUCUACGUUCAUUUUCAUGCAUGAAAUGUUUAUCCUGUUCUCACAAUAGAAGCCACUCUCGUUCUCGCAGCCAUUCAAAGUCCCGUUCCAAAUCACCAAAGAAACGCCAUCAUUCUUCAUCUCGUUCAAGGUCACGCUCCAAAUCACGCAAGUCAAAGUCCCGCUCACAGUCCAAAGAGAAAGAGCGAUCAAGGUCCAAGUCUGUGGAGGAAGAAGACAAAGAAGAGAAGAGUCCAGAGAAGGAGGACCCAGAGGAGGAGGCAGAAGGGGAUGCAGAUGCCGAGGCUGAUGGUGAUGGCGAGGAAAAGGAAGGUAGUCCAGAAGCAGUUAACGGAGAUGGAGAGGAAGAAAAUGGCGACGGUGAUCAAGAACUUGAAGUGGAGGAUGAAGUUGAGGAGGACUGAGUAACAUUGAAAUCACAGUGUUUUACACUGUAACUCAUAUUAUUAAAGCUAAGCCUGUUCCUGCUGUUGAGCAUUCUUGAAAUAAGGCGGCUUAUGCAACAGAUUAUAUAAAGCCACACAGAUACCUGUUAGAGGUUGCAAUAGUGACUUUCAAGUUUUCACUUAAACAAGUGAGUUUUCAGUAGUGUUCAUGUAAACUCGUACAGUAAAUGCAUCAAUCGUUACACAUGCAUGUGUUCAAUGUAGUCUACAAAGUAGAGAAAUGUUUUUUAGCACCUAAACCCAUUUUUAGCAGUAAGUUACAAACUAUUUAGCCUUUGAUAUACACUUUUGUGUCGAGCACCCAGCAGGCCUUGAUUUCCUGUUCCAAUUCAAUCUAUUUUACACAGCCCUAUUUGUUUAUACUUGGUGCAAAGCAAUGAUUUCUUUUUGGUUCAGCAUUGUCUCCUACAGUGUAUACCAGUUUUACUACAGUUCCAUUUUCUUCUAUUUCAUGGACCCUUUUAACGUUUAUGUGAACAAGAAGGUCAAUUAGGAUUUGCUUUUCCUCAAAUUUCUUUCAAGACAUUGGCAUUGCGUUACUCCCGCCUGCAAAGUAGAAUACAGUACUGUGUGUCCAAGCAUAAUUACAUUUAAUUAAGCGAUGCAUGUCCUUUUAUACUUAAUAUCAACAUUUUACGAAAUUUCCAUCCUUGAAGACUCAAGGACAGCUGUCUCAGAUGGGGCUUUUUCAGAUGAAACUAUUUCAAAGUUUGACCCUUUGAACCCUCAUAUGAGCUUGCAUAUUCUCGACACUGGUCUCCAUACAGUUCUUGUAUCUACGUCUGAGGAGAAUUUGUUCAAAAAUCAAGACUUUACACUUGCUUACCACUUUCUUUCUUCCUGUGACUUGUAUGCCUGACUGAGCAUUUAAGGAGAAAUUAGCUGUUAUAGAAUCUUACAUGUAGGGUUGAAGGUUUGCAUCAGAAAUGGGAUAUUGAACCAGGUCGAGAAGCAUUUCUGGCCAAUUACAACCAGUUAAUAGCCCACAUUUGAUAUAUUAAAAGUCUAACAUGACUCCGAUUCUUUCUGGUCAUUUUUCUAUAUUUGGGUUGGUUUUCUUUGUACUCAAGUCUAUUCUGGGAAUUGUGAGACAGUGGAGUCGUGAAAGAUUUGCAAUUUUGACCUGAGUCAUGUUAGAAGUUUGAUAUAUUGAACAUGGGCUAUUCAAACGCUUCUGGAACUUGUUUGGUGCUCAAUUCCUCUUGGAAAUUUUGCUCAAUAUGAUUUUUGUCUGUGAAUAUCCCCUCUCAGUUAGCUGGCCUUUAACUUCAGGGGUGUGAAAUGUCUGGACUAAUGUCUAAAUUUGUAAUCUGGUGUUCCCUUGGA
Porites lobata is the source of this 6840-nucleotide messenger RNA. Lineage: Eukaryota; Metazoa; Cnidaria; Anthozoa; Scleractinia; Poritidae. The record is from the annotation of a GenBank genome assembly.